UGGUCCUACCCGGAGGGCACAAGAGCCGCAGCCGCUCCUACACCGCAGGCGGGACCACGGCUCGGAGCCUGGAGCCGGACGAGGAGCCGGACCUCGGCCCCCCGAAGGGACGUGAUGGAUGGAGCCCAGUCCUGAGAGGCCUGCACGCAGCUGGCAGGAGCCGACCCUGGGAAUGGAUGCGAUGGCCUCGGAACACAGGGAUGUCCUUGUGCUGCUGCCCAGCCGGGAGCAACUGCGGCUGGCCGUGGGGGUGAAGGCCACUGGCCGCGAGCUUUUCCAGCAAGUGUGCAACGUGGUGAGCAUCAGAGACGCCCAGUUCUUUGGCCUCUGUGUGGUCAGAAACAAUGAGUAUAUAUUUAUGGAUUUGGAGCAAAAGCUCAGCAAGUACUUCUCAAAAGAUUGGAAGAAAGAAAUAAAUGAAGGAAAUGAGAAACCCAGAGCCCCCUUCGUGGCCUUCCUCCGAGUGCAGCACUACGUGGAAAACGGAAGGGUCAUAAGCGACCACAGGGCACGGCACCUGUACUACUGCCACUUGAAGGAGCGCGUGCUGAGGUCACAGUGCACCCACCGGGAGGAGGCCUACUUCCUGCUGGCCGCCUGCGCGCUACAGGCCGACCUGGGCGAGCACCAGGAGCCGGCCCACGCCGGGAGGUACUUCGAGCCACACUCCUACUUCCCACAGUGGAUCAUCACCAAGAGGGGGAUUGACUAUAUCCUCCGGCACGUGCCCACCCUGCACCGUGAGCGCCAGGGCCUGAGCCCCAAGGAGGCCGUGCUGUGCUUCAUCCAGGAGGCCUGCCAGCUGGAGGACGUGCCCGUGCACUUCUUCAGGCUGCACAAGGAUAAGAAGGAAGGUUGCCCCACCGUGAUCCUGGGACUGGCUCUCAGGGGAGUGCACAUCUACCAGGAGGUGGACCGUGCUCCGCAGCUGCUGUACGACCUCCCCUGGCCCCACAUUGGGAAGCUGGCAUUUCUGGGGAAGAAGCUGGAGAUCCAGCUGGACGGGCUGCCCGCAGCACAGAAGCUGGUUUACUACACGGGCUGCACCUGGCGCUCGAGGCACCUGCUGCACCUGCUGUGCGCCAGCCACCAGCUCCACCUCCGCGUGCGGCCCACUCUGCAACAGCUGCGGCAGCGGGAGGAGGCAGAAGAGAAGCAGCGCUACCGGGAGUCCUAUAUCGGCGAUGGGCUGGAGCUGGACCCAGCCAGCAGGAGCUCCCCGGGCAGUGGGGUCAGCAGCCAGCACUGCCCCCACUGCCUCUCACACCACUCCGCCAACAGCCACGGCAGUUCCUAUACGUCGGGCAUCAAGGCCGACUCCUGGCUCAGGGAAUCCAGAGAGAUGUCUGUGGACGUGCCCUUGGAGGUCCACGGCCUCCAUGAGAAGGAGCCGUCCUCCAGCCCCAGGACCAGCCGCAGCCACCCCAGCACAUGUGGUGACAGCCAAGGUGGGCCCGAGGGAGAUGCCCAGGCCCCAGGGACUGUGAGUGCAGUCCAGCCAGCCCCAGCUUGGCUGACCCUGGACACCAAGGCAGCAAAGCCCUGGCCUGCCCUCCAGUGGCCAGACGUGAGGGGCUGGGCUGCCUGUGACCUGAGUCCCGGGAAAUGUGCCAGAACAUGCCGGAAGAACGGAGAUGGCAGGGAGGAGCUGCCUGCAGCCUGCUGUGCCCGAGUCUCCUGUUCCCACCAAGGGGCAGCUGCAGGCUGGGAUCAGAGACAGGAGAGGUGGGGUCCUCUUGGGGUUGCAGCCACUCGCCAGGAGCCCUGCGCCGAGGUCAGGACCAGAGGCCAGAGCGCCAAGGCCAUGCACCAGAUCCAGGAAAUGAAAGCCGGGGUCAGUGAGGAGCAGCACAGCCGCAGCCUGGACGACAUGAGUCUGCACCAGCUGGCCCUGCACCCAGCACCCGCCUCACUCAGACAUACCUUCCACUGGGCCCCUGGACUGCAGGCUGGCGGGCCCCUGCGAGAUCAGGGCCACUCUCCCCAGCAAGAGGUCCAGCAACUGCCUCGCCCCGGACCUGUUCGGAGAGGCCCCACCACAGGAGUUUGUGGUGUAGGCACCACCCACCCAGCAGCGCCGUCUUCACCGCCAGGUUCAGCCCCCGCCCACCCUGCUGCCAUGUGGCCCUCGGCCCUUCCUGCCCGCCAGAUGCUGCCCCCACCUCCGCAGCCAGCACACUCCACAGGUUCACCUGUAAGAGGUGUGGAGCUGGCUCUGACAUCAACCUGGGAGGUGACAAACAGGUCCCGCACCUCAUGCCUGUCUGCGGUGCACCCGGGAGCUCCUUCCCUCGGGGUCUCCAGGGAGCAGGUUGGAGGUCUGGCUGUCGAGUGUCCAGACAGCCGUGGCGUUGGCCCCUGAGGCAGCCUGUCAGCCAUCCUCAUCUGGGAGAGAAGGUGACACAGCUGGACCCUGACCCUGGAGAGAGAGCUCUGCGGUUUCCCACGCUGCCAGCUCCCCGAGAGACAGUCCCGACGGGCACAGGCUGCCAGCGCUCUGGAGCCGGAGUUCACGGUCCUCAUCCCUGUGCAGGACCCAGGCUCCUCCUAGACCUGAGCCCCUCGCUGCAACUCCUGUUUGCGAGCGCUGGGCCUGCCAAACAGAGGCCCCUCUGGAGGUGCAAGCCCAGCUCUGUCACCUGAGAUCCAGCCAGAGACCCUCCUCCACCAGCCACAGUCAGUGGCUGUGCUUUCCCUUCCAAGCCAGGGCUUCCAAAGACCCCACGGCCCCAGAGCCGAAGCCGACUCUGCUCCCAUCUCAGCCAUGAGGCCUCCGGCCCCACUCUGCUCACAGGUGGCUUCCUUAAGCCAUUGCCCUGGCUGGGGUGGGGCUGGUGCAGCCCAGCUGGCGGAGGGGAGAGGCUUCAGUGACAGAUGGAGAGUGGGGGACUGGCUGUGCAUGGCACCUGCUCUGAUCCGGUGGGCUCCGUGGGUAAUGCAACCUCGGUUCCGUGGGCUCUGGAAGGCCACCAGGGUACGUUCUCCCCGGGGCUCCCCCGCCUGCACAACACUCCUGCACAAGUGCAAACCUGCUGUCCUCUGCGUUUAGAGGAAUGGCCCGUGCAUCCCUGCUAGUCUCAGGCCCAUUCCAGAGCACUGAGAGGCCACAGUGGUUCAACCUUGUGCCCUGAACACCACUGGCCCCUUCACUGUCCGUGUGUGGUGAAGACCACACCACACCACCCUCCAGCUCACUGGAGACAAGCACAGGCUAGAGCCCCAUGGCCUGGCACAGGGCUGCGUGCAUUGAGGCCGCCUCUUCGACAGGCCCAUCCGGGGGGCCCUCUCCUUUCUGUGAAAGGGAAUCGUGUGUGUGCCCCAGGCACAUGUAAUAAAGAACCCGAGCAGAUGCCUCCUGCUUGAACCAGGACCAGCCUGCCUGGGGGGAUGGUGAGAUGCCGGCUGUAACUCACUCACGGGCAUCGGCCACGGAAGUCUGCGUUCUGUAGAUGGCCAUGAACCCUAGUGCUGCUGAGGGCAAGACCGCCCACAAUUGCUGUGCAACAGGGGAGGGGCGCCUAGUGCUGGCUCAGAUGUGAGCAUGUGGGCACUUCCCAAAGCCAUUCCCAUUAGUACAAGAGGAUUGAUUUGCCCGGGUGCAGGGCAAUGACUGUCUUCUUCCUUUGAAGAAACUUGAAAGCAAGAGCCCAGUCCUGUGGACCAUGAGGGAAGGCACACGCCAGUGUUGGGCAGACACAGCAGGCGGUGUCCACCAUGAAGCAGGGUCUGAGACAAGACCUACACACACACAUGCACACAUCCGCACAUGCACACACAUGCACACGCAUGCACACACAUACACGCGCACACACGCACACAUCCGCACAUGCACAUAUGCACACAGGCACGCACACACGCAUGCACACAUCCACACAUGCCCGCACA
Molecule: messenger RNA, 3885 nt
Organism: Symphalangus syndactylus (siamang)
Lineage: Eukaryota; Metazoa; Chordata; Mammalia; Primates; Hylobatidae
Gene: FRMD1
Product: FERM domain containing 1
Biological process (GO): positive regulation of hippo signaling
Cellular component (GO): cytoplasmic side of apical plasma membrane; cytoskeleton
Source: RefSeq, a predicted model, not a curated record